Messenger RNA from Phytophthora infestans T30-4, 342 nucleotides. RefSeq lists its product as uncharacterized. Lineage: Eukaryota; Oomycota; Peronosporomycetes; Peronosporales; Peronosporaceae. The transcript has 3 exons. The record is from RefSeq and is a predicted model, not a curated record. The coding region runs from base 1 to 342 and encodes 113 amino acids.
AUGGUAAGCUCUUGCUUCCUCCAGAGACGAUGUCUCCGCAUGGAAGAGGCCAACCCGCACCGCGCGUUCCACCGCGACUAUGACGUGCCGAAAGACAUGCAGGUGGAUUCGAUCCUCUGUGCCCCUGUCAUUAUGCACCGUCGAGCUGCCGCAGUAAUUCAGCUUUUGAACCGUUUAGAUACGACAGAGCGAGUGGCAACCCCACAAGAUAUCAAGGACGAGUUUAGCACCGAAGUCAGACUGCAAAGGCUCAAGAGUGUCAACGCAAUGGUGGAAACAGGGUUUUCGACCAAGGAUGAACAGAAACUAAUGCACUUCACCAUACACAUUGCGGUGCGCUAA